AGGCUUCUCACUCUCGUCGGUGUCAAGUUCGGAAGAAGGUUGAAGUUUGCUGGUUGGAUCGAAAAGUGGUGGAAAAAAAACCCAGAUGCUGAUCUGUAACACAGCGUACAUAAUCUCCUGUUCCCCAAGAUUCAUUUCGGACUCUUCGGUUUAAAAAAAUUAACGUACACUUCUCGGAACUGGCAGCAACUUUUGGAUAACGGCCUAGGGAUACGACGGAUUAGUGAAAAAAUUGGUAUGCGUUGGAUAAAAUUCGAUAUUUUUCUUCCCACUUCCAGACGUUCCAACAAAGGCGAUCGUUCGCACCGGUGGUGGAGCCAUCAGGUAGUCGGAAGUGAGAGCGGAAGAAUUGGAUAAUUCGCAACGAAUUCCGUGAUAUUGUUGUGGACUUCCAUUCGUUGGUGAAAAAAUACAUGGAAAAUCCGAAAGAAGAAUCAAUCCGGACUCGCAGCUGUUGGAACCAGGGGGAAUGUUUUUUGGCCGCUUGAGGCUAGCUGUACAGUGAAAAUUAAAAAGGGAGAUGAUUCCAUUUUACUGGUAAAAAAUUAAUACAAGUAAGCUGUGUGAAGUGUUUGAGAGAAGAAGUGAUUUGAUAGGAACAAAAAAUAGUGAAUGACGUACAGUAUUUUGCAAAAUAUUGUUGAGAAGACGGUGGGACAGAUUGCAAAGGUGCUGUUCCGUGAACAUUUGGACGUUGUUUCACAGUUAUAAUUUAUUGCCAUUGGUUUGUUCAUUUCGUUAAAAUCAUAAUUUUCUUUUCCUUUUCUCCAUUCCGGUGCAACGACUGGAUGAUUGUUCCUGCUGCUUCCGCACUGCCGUAAUCGGUGUCUCGGACGGAAAAAAAAACGCGAAGAAUUUGCGAUGAUCGGAACAAUGAUUAUAUGAUGCUAUGGUGAUUUAUAUGCAUUUAAAAUUAGAUAUUGAAAACUCCCAUUUGAUGUAAUCGUGAACCUAACUACACGUACAUUGAACAAACACAACCAACGAAACAAUAACGUCGAAAGCUGUCUCAUACGUUUUAUUCGCAUACUGUAUGUAUGAUUGACUCGUGUGUAAUAAAAACAUCAUCGGACACUUGGGAAGAGACCUGAACUUACAGGUGAUCGGUUCGAGGAGAUACGAAUGCUGACGGAAAGAGAAACUAGUUAAUUCGAUCGAUUCAAAUACAUGCAAAUACGGUAAAAUAAUAAUUCGCGAAUGAUUAAACGAAAAGAAAAGUGAUAAAGGAAGUGAGGACCCACCACUUGGAGAUAUCGAGCAGCAGAGCAAUCGAUUUUCCUCGUGAUCCAGCUCGUGGGGAGACGGCAAGAGAGAGUGUAAGGAAACAGCUGAGAAGCGACCAAACGAAGCAACCGAGCCCACGUAGGAUAGAUGACAGAUUGCGGCUAAGGAAAUAAAGCAUAAAUACUAUGAAGUGAAGAAAAAAAACUAUCGUUGAUUAAUUUUGAGCGCGAAGGAAGAAUCGCACAAAGCAAGAACAAGAACAAAGGAUACAUUCCUGGAGAGGAAAAUUCUACCCCUUCUGUCUUUGGAUGUGGUUAGUAAGGGAGCGAGGGGGUGUGUAAAAGCGGAAAAGGUGGGAAAGUUCACGCAUUCACGCACGCGAGUGAAACAUCUGUUUGAACGAAUUGGAGUGAGAGAAUCGGUCAUACGGGAGCACGAAAGCAAGGAGAGCGACAACUGAGACACAGCAGGUUAACGACAGCGUUGCCAGAUCAACUGGUUGACUGGCAACUCUGUUGUUGAGCAUCGUUACGACCCGCAACCGGUAGGAAAAGCCGGCGGGAGGAGUGCGUGCAACGACGGUAGCACUCUCUCCACGCGACUGAAUAUAUUUUUUUGGGGACCCAGUUACAAACCGGCUUAGAAAAUAAAUUUUAAUCUGACGCUCGGUUGGUUCGGCGGUGCCUCUGAAAUGUCCGACACUGGCAGUGGACACGACGGAGCCCAAAAGGACUACUCGCAAAAAAUGGAUGGCGGAGGUGGCGGGGACUUUGACUCCGGGCAGCAGAGUCAGCAAACCGAACAGGAGCUCGCCACCAAGAUGCUGCAGAUCCAAUCGAAACGGUUCUAUCUGGAUGUAAAACAGAACCGGCGCGGUCGGUUCAUAAAGGUAGCGGAAAUCGGUGCCGAUGGAAGACGCAGCCAGAUCUUCCUGGCACUAUCCACGGCGGCCGAGUUUCGGGAUCAUUUGUCGACAUUCAGCGAUUAUUACGCUUCGCUGGGACCACCGAAUCCGGACAAUGUACCCGAAGAUGGCAAACUGAAGUCAGAAAUGAUGAUCAAGGAUAACCGGCGGUACUAUCUUGAUCUGAAGGAAAACGUGCGGGGCCGGUUUCUACGUGUGUCCCAAACGAUUACCCGCGGUGGUCCCCGAUCCCAGAUAGCAAUCCCUGCGCAGGGUAUGAUCGAAUUCCGCGAUGCGCUAACGGAUCUGCUGGAGGAAUUCGGUACGAACGACGGCGGAUUCAAGGGGGAACUGCCAGAGGGACGCCACAUGCGUGUGGACAACAAAAAUUUCUACUUCGACAUCGGACAGAACAGCCGGGGCAUCUAUAUGCGGGUGUCAGAGGUGAAAAGCAACUUCCGGACCGCGAUAACUGUCCCGGAAAAGUGUUGGUCGCGGUUCCGCGACAUCCUCAGCGAUUACUGCGACAAGAUGAAGAAAACGUCCGAGUCAACCACAUCGUCGAUCACUGCCGAUAACACAUUGCAGAAGCAAACAUCAAAUAAUAUGUAAAUUAGUGACGAGAGAGAGACAGAAUUUACCAUUCUUUGGCUAUUUCCCGCUUUCUUCAGUUUUAUUUUUCUUCUCACACGAUUAGGGUUUGAUUUAAUUUUCUCGACAAUUAUUGGGUUUUGUUUUGUUUUUAUUCUCUCUUUCCAUACAUGGUUUCUUUCGAAGAAAUGAUAAUAUACUAAAUUAUAAAGAUGAAAGAGAAUAAAAUAUAUAAUACAUUUAGCUACUAGAUGAGAGAGAUGCAGAUCUAAUCUGAGUAUAAAAAGCAGUUAUAAGAUUGAAAUCUUAAGGAAUAACCCAAAAACAGACAACCAACAAAAAAACACAAACACACGGAUAUAAAUUUAGAGCGACGCCGUAACGUAACGAACGUAUAGUUCAGUCCAAAUCAAUUCUUGUGCGUACGAAGACUUGAUUCUUUUUGGCGACGAAACUUCUUUAGUUCCAAUGACCCAUGAUAUAAGAUAUGAAAUAAGGCUCUGCAGAGGUAAAUUGAAAGUGUUGUAGGUUUUCAUUAGACAACAGCAAGUAGACUUUCGUUUCGUUUCAUUUUAUCGAAAAGCUCGGGGCUUUUACACCAGUGACGACGGUAAAAUUGACUCGUCAAGGAUUCCCACAAGAGUUGAUCCAGUUAAUUUACCAUAGCAAAACGAAAAACUAUAGCAAAAAUCAAGAAGGUGAAGUUGAACGUAGUCAAAUUCUUAGUUGGAGAUUGUGAAAACUAAAAGAAGAACAAAGCAAAAACAAAUUCCAAACAAAGUAAGAUGGAGAAAAAAACUCAAAUUAAAUUUAGCAAUCAGUUGAACAAAAGCAACACAACAAACUGCAGGCAAGUGAAUGGGAUACAAAACAGAUUAGGUAAGUGCCAGCCAUAGGAAACAGCCAACGUAAAAAUCUGUUUUUAUUUCUACUGAAUUCAAUAGAUUGAAGACAAGCGUGUGAGCAAAGCAAAACAAAUAUAUCUAAGCGUUUAAAAGUCCCUCUCCGAGCAAAGGUGAGGGAGCCAAAUGAUCCAUAACUUUGAACAAGCAAAGCAAAGCAGACAGACACAUGUAAAAGCUGGAUCGGAAAUAUUAUGACAAAGCCAAUAUAUAUCAUUGUUAAAUGUUACAACAUUAAAAGCAAGAGAUGAAAAUGAAGGAGGAGAAAGAUGAACAACUUCGACAAAGGGAAAGUUUUAAAUUAUGUUUCAGCUAAUGGCAAAGCAUUUCUAGGUUCGAACAACAAUAUAUUAGAUAAAGCCUUGUCACAAUGAUUUUUACCAUUGAUAAGUUUCUCUUGUACUCCAAAAAUAAUACUAAUUGAGUAUCGGGAAUCAUGCUUAGCAUUGAUAUAUGAUAUGGAAGCAAGUGAAAAAUAAAUAUCUGGUCAUCCGAUCGGAAAGCCUCCUAGAGGCGAGCGUGCGUAGAUCGGGACCAACAGCUGUGAUCUAAUAUCAAGGAAAAUAUCUAGGAAAUAAUAUGUUAAAACGAAAUCCGUUGAUAAGCGGAGCAAAAGAAAAAUUCUACUUAUAAUUACCAGCUCCCAGUUUUUUUGUUACGAAAGGCGCAACCGGUGGGUGACAACUGUAUUCUUAUACAAAUUGGCUGCCGCUCAGCCGGAUUGUGGCUUCAUUUGUUGACUGUUGAUUUUAUAUCUGUUUCACAAAAAGAAAGAGGGUUCGAUUUAGUGACAGCGACGUUUCUUCGUUACACAUGAGCCGGAAGGUUCCCGGAAUAAAUCGCCACAGAAAACGACUGCAACAGAAACCACCGCUUAUAAAAUGUGUAGUAGGCUAUAAAUAUUGUGGCGCGGUAUUGUAUUUCAAAACAAGAAUUAACCGGGCAAACGUAUCGCCCCAGGCAAACGUAACGCCCCGGGCAGACGUAUACCGUCCGACGCUCGCUAGAGCUCGGUCGGACAUUGCUAAAGGAUCGUAUCCUAUGUUUCAAACUAACCGGGCAAUCAGUGGAUCCCAGGUUUGCGUGCGAGACACCGCCGCUUCCGACGGCGGGUCGGCGGUGGACUCGGAUUGCGUCAUCUUGGCGGCAUGGGCCGCCUCGAUUCCUUAUCCUCGCCAAAUGGGGACUUCGUCCCCAUUACAUUGUCCUCAGAAUAAAUUUCGAAAAACGAGAACAAGAGAAUAAAUUUAUAAUAGAAAUGUGAGGCACAUGAUGUUUUUCCCGCGCCAAAUAUUUCUAGCCUACUACACUUUUUCUAAGCGGUUGUUUCUGUUGCAGUUGUUUACUGUGGCGAUUUAUUCCGGUCACCGAGCCGGAAUAUGGUUAUUUACCACGGGACAGCCUGGCGCCCCCUUUCGUACUCCCGAAGAUGGGUCGCCAUGAAGUGGUGUAGUCUUGUGAGACUUUCUGUUUGGUAGAAUCCUACGGGGGUAAAUUGAUCACCGGGGUGAAAUAGAUCAAACGUAGUUCUAGAAACAAACUGAAAUUUUUGAAGGUGUAAUGUAAUUAAUUUUUUUUUAUUUGACAUGUUUAAUAAUCAUCUGAGGCUAAACUUAUUCAUUCACGCUCAGCUGAUUCUUAUCGAGUUGUAACAGUAAUGAAAUAGCUGUAAUUAAUAUGGAAACAAGUGAGAAAAUUCAAUUUUGCUGAAAAGCACAAUGAAAGGCAACCUUUUUUCUUUAUUAGAAACUUUUUUUUUUUAGAAAGCUUUCAAUCGAAGCUUUGUUUGUUUGCUUUUCCAUGUUGCUUUCGGGAAAUAUAUGAGUGUUGUUGAAAUCAAGUCUUAGCUUCGUUCAAGAUGACCCGAACUUAGAAGCGAUUGGAUGCAAAAACUUAUUUAAACUAUUCAUCCUGAACAUUUGAACAAGCGGUGUCAGCAGUGAAAAAUUGUUUCAUUCGCGAAGCUGCUCGGAAGAGCGGAGGACAGAUCACACUUAGUCAGGCAGAAGAAAAUUACUUAUUUGAAAUAGCCUGAUUGGUCGGUGAAUGAGGAUUUCUAUUGAAUGUGUCGGACGUCAAACAGUUAUGUUAAGGUUUUUCAACAAUCUUCCCGUUGAUGAUUGGAUUUCCGGAUUCAUGGAACGCAUGAAGAGAAGGCUCUCAUCCCGCAUGACACAAAACAUCAAGAAAAAUCGCGCUAAGGUACGCCCAGCUGACAUUAGCGCAUAUUUCGACAAUCUUGCAAAGACAGUCAGCGACAUUCCGGCAGGAAAUAUCAUUGAUUAUGAUGAGACCAACUAUACCGAUGAAUCAGAAUCGACAAAAGUGAUUGUCAAGCGGGUCAGAAGCAUGUGGAUCUCAUUAUGGAUCGUUCGCAGAGCACUUAUUAUGAGAAUUGACUUUCAUCGCUCGAUUUGUAGCUUCCGAAUGCGGUUGGGAAUAAUGUGAGUUUUAUUUCCCGUCCCUCGACUUCGCCCCGCAAUCUUCCUUUACGAUCUUCCAUGUUGUAAAUUCGCUGUCCCGUGUUCCUUCGUCAUUUUUCUCAUUGAACGCACUGGAUUCGCCCGAAUCUUCCUUUUGAUGGCAGCGAAAACCCUCGUAAUCCGAGCUGACAUCGGUCACCUUCGCGGAUAGUUGUCCUUUCUUUUCUCGGGCUAAUACCCUUUUCACGGUCUAGCGGGACUCUCCCAUGGUGAUUUAAAUGUCUUUGCGCGUGGGACAAAUCACGAAUACGCUGUCACUUCGUCAUGGUGCAACUGCCAAACUAAGCAAAUCGGCUUGUUUUACUCGCAAUCUAUUAUUAUAUGAAUUGUAGCUUACGUGCAUGCAAAGAAAACCAAAGCAUUAUAUACACAGGUGAAACUGAAAUCUUAUUUGUACGAUGAUGCCAACAUUAUCACGCAUACGGUAAUAAUUGCUGAACAGCUGAACAGGAUACAAUCGUCGAGGAACAUCUGGUCAAUUUUUGUCCUCAGAUUACGAACGUUCUGAUAAUAAAUCCGAAGCGCAGAAACAAAAUCGUCAUUCACUGGAAACACGCUGGAAGACUCGCAUCGACAAUGGGAUCUGGUGUCAAUGGAUCCGCAUCAUCGCUACGAUGAUGAAGGCUGGAACGCGAGGUUGGAUCAGGCCAGAAAAUUUACGGCUGGAUAUAUGUUGUCUGGAGACCCCGUUUCCAACCAGAAGCUCAGAACCAGGACGACAGUGGUAACAGGAGCAGCAAAUUGGCACGACUGGGUCGGUCGGGGUUGAGGCUCCCUCAGUACCGGGGGCACUGCGUUCUGAUUAAAAAAGAAAUGUUGAAUUCGGAUGAUCAUGAGAACUUGGAACCUAAAAGCGACAGAGAGCGACAGCAACCAAAAAGGAAGCAAAAGCUAACUGCUCAACAGUUGUAUUGAAAAGCGCUAGUAUUUCGAGAAAUAAGAUUUUGCUUUGACUAAAGAGUGCCCCACACCGAAUUGCAUCACGGAAGAAACGCUGUAGAAAGUUACCUAGUCGACCGAUCUUUUCAAACUUUCAGACAAUAAAAUAUAACCCAUUUGGAAGCUUUUGGCAUGUUUAUUUCAUUCAACUUCAAUACCAUAACCGUAUGCUCGCACCUGGUUGCCACUUAUCUUUCAUGUCUUCCUCAGAUUUGACCUCUUUGGGAUGCUUUAGUGGUGCCUGCUUCAUAAUAGCUCAGUGUUUUUCGAUGGGCCUCGUGUUGCUUUAACAGAGGGAGCAGACGCUUAUGUUGACACUCCUUGAGGUAGAUCUGCCCGUUUACAGUCCCGGUGAGCAGAUCGCUUGCCGAAUCAUGUAUUUCUUGGCAAACAUUGAAUGUUUCUGCUUCCUUCCUCCGACACAUCGAAAUUGUGCUGGGCGGAGAAGAACAGUAGCCCCGGAAGCUGCUGGAAGUCCGCCUUGACGUAAGUCUCAUCAUCCAUACUUCUCACGCUGAAGAUCACGAGUUCAAUUCUCACUCUCGACAUUCUUCCAAAAAUGGAAGGCAAAAGUGACGAACCAACCAAAAGUGUUGAAAGUCACUAUAAUACAGAAAUAAAAAAAAAUAGGUGCUUGCGCAAAAUCAAUUCGCGACGUUGCUUUUCGCGUGACGCGUGUUCCAAUAUUCGAAAAACUGAUAGCGAUAAAAAUACAGUGUAAACAAUACACUCUAAAUGACUUCAAGAGAUUUUCAAGAGAAAAUACCCAAUGGGUAAUUUUCUACAGCGUUUUUUCCGUGAUGCAAUUUGAUGUGGGACUCCCUUCACUAGGAAUAAAUAUACAGUAGAACCCCGAUUAUCCGCGGAAUAGUCGGGCUAGCUCCCCGCGGAUUACGAAAAUCGCGGAUAACGCAAUAAAAGGCUAAAAAUAUGGCGCAAACACAAAAAUAAUAAUAUAUUUAUGCAUGAAAACUAUGUUUCAUCAACACAGAAAUCAUUAAACUAUUCAUCUGUAAGGUCGUGUAUACCAGUAAUCAGAUAAUGUGAAAGACAUGACCAAAACAAAAGAACAAGACCCUACCGCUCACUGGCAAAUUCUGGGAAGUUCUAUAGAAUUACAAAUGAACUCGCUCUCGCGGAUAAUCCGCACCGUGGAUCAUCCGCCUGCUGAUAAUCGAGGUUCUACUGUACUUUUCAAUAUACGAACUGAGUGGCGAAUUGAACUAACUGAUGGAAAAAUAUACCUGUGUAUGUGUGAAUGUUUGUUCGUAAGUACAAACGUUGCGGCUCAGUUUUCUCGGAAACGGCUGAAGCGAAUUGGAACCCGCCAUAUGGGGGGUCAAACUAGCUAGCGGGUGGUCUCCGGAUCAAAAUUUAGAUCGAUAUAUGAGAAAGGCAUGACUAUUCUUUUAGGUGGAUAAAAUCACGUUUUUGUGUCUUCGAAUUUGUGCAUGUUACACUAGAGAAUCAUGAAAAAUUAGAUUGAUCAAUUUCACCCCAAAGUUGUUUUAAAAUUUUCCAAAGUAAUGUUUAACGAGAUUUUACAAAAAAAAAAUCAACGUUUUGUGACGUUAGCAUUAGUGCUGAUUUUAAAAAUAAUUGAGCAUUAAUUAAACAAAAAAUCUCAGAAAUCUUUCAUUUUUUUCUGAAAACUGUGAUCAAUUUGCCCCGGGGUUUACGGUACCAGUAUUGUGAUCAAAAUGGCUCACGCCGCUCAGUCAGCUCAGUCAGAGAAAAGACAUACUGGCUGACAGAAAUGGUUCACGUCAGGAUGAGUAUUUGUUAAAAUAUAACUGUUAAAUUUCACACCGAAAUGGGAAGCUGCCACGGUGUUUUUAUGGCUAAUACACGAGAAUUCCGGCAAGUGAUGCUUGAAGAAUACGUUUAGGGUAUACGUUUGAAUGAAACAGGCUGUCGUUUGUCCCCUUAUUAUCAAUUGCUUUUUCCUUCGGUAAUCUGCGAAACAAAAUGCAAAUCAUUCGGAUUUUAUUAUUACUUAUUGGAAUGAUCGAAAAUUUUAGCAGCUUUUGAUGAUUAAAAAAGUUUAUCUGGAAAAGUUGUGUUAGUGAUACUUUUUAGGUGCACAACUUUUAGCAAUAUAUAUUCGACCUAAUUGGGUUUGACUUAUUUCUCUAGCAUUGUUUUUCAAAUUUUGUAAUAAAACACGUUUCGAUUGUCGCUUAAAAUUUCGCAAAGCGCAGAACAAAUUAUAUCUAUAUAGGGAAUAUCAACAUUGAUAUGGCUCUAUAGCCACAUUGCAUGACCGGCAGGCCGGGACGAAUAUAGGGCCUUUCGAUUGAAUAUUUUGAAGGGCAACACACACGGGACAGAAGCAUGAUUUUCGAGUACUAGUUUCCGCAUCAAAUUUCUCCCUUAGCAAAAAAAAAAAGAGUAUGCAUUAUCUAUCCAACCGUAUAGCCAUUGUUGAUUUAGGUCAGUUGUUUCCACUUUGGUUGUCAGAACCUUUUAUAUGAGUUGUGCAACGGAACACGAUAGUUUUGGGUGGAUUAACACGAGGACGAUGGUUAUGAAUCACAUACAACUGGACUUGAAGCGGUUGAAAAAUACACCUACACACACAGGUUGAAGCGAAAAGCAAACACACACACACACACACAUACACACGAUGAGCAACAAAAUUGGAGCACACACUCAACGGAAAACUUGUUUUUGUUUUGGGAAACAGCAUGGUGUGAAGCAUUUUAUGAAUUUGGAACCUGAAGAAACAAUAAAACAAACAAAAAAAGUUGCAAGCAAAAUGACGGUUCUUUUUUAAAAACAAACAAAAAGCGCGAAAGCAGAUUAUUAUCGAUUAUAAAAUGAAUUAUUAUCUACUGCUACCAUUACGACAACAAGAAAAUUAACUAUAUUAUGAAUAUUGUGAAGAAUUUUAACUUAUGUUGUCUUUUUCUCAAGUCUAUUAUAGCGAUAAAGAAAUAAUAAAUAUAGUAAUGAACAAAAAAAAAACGACAGAUAGGAGGACAAAUAAUGAAAAAGAGAAAAAAUACAAAAAUAUAAGAGAAAAAAUAUAGUAGGUAUAUGAUAAUGAUAAAAUGUUCCCAAAUCGAAAUGUUCAGUUUUUAGUCUCAGUACAACAAACUGUGAGUAUCUUCGUUUGUAAUCGAAUGAGUAGGCUGCGAAAUUAGGGCUAAUGUUUUCACCUCCCAAUUUAGCGCAUUCGAAAUGCUUGCAAUAUUUGCCUAGCAGGACAGAACAAGCGGCGUAUUCCUUUCGAUCUGACAUUAAUCCUGUUAAUCUUGGUUCACCGGAUACACACACAACAAAAACGUACACCACACGUAUACACAUACAAUUCUUACUGAUUUUGUGUCAUUCCUAGAGCGGAUUACCCUGUGCGGUGAAGGCAAAACAAAAGUUGAACUAUUAUUAGAAGACAUUAAACGCCAGAAGAAGUAAAAAACUAAUCAAAAUCGUCAUUUUUAAUCACCAUUCGCCAUAAUGGCGAUCGAAAUAGGCUACAACCGGCCCCCAACCCACCCACAAGCGUAGGUGUGUCGAGAGAUAUUUUUCCGUUUCUCUAUCAAUCUGCUACAGGGUGAUCGGUUUCCACUCUGUUUCAGUUGAACAAUAGUAGCGCGCUAUACGUAAAACAAACAUAGGAAAACGAAUGCUGUUCGCCAUUCAGCAAAUAAGAAGAAAAAAAACGACAAAUAGAUGAAACAUUCAAUAAAAAUAUAAUUAACUAGUUUUCCCUAACGCAAUAGCAAACCAACAAACAGAAGAGACACCCGCACGAAGUUUUUUGAUUUUUCGUCGCAAUCCAUCACAACAAUAACAACAACUUGGGUUCGAGAGAUUUAAAAUGCUAUUUUAUGUUUUAAGGUAACUUAUUUUUUAUUUUUGUUUUCUAUUUAUAACUCUCCUAGGCGCUAUCCUUCAACGUUUUCUCGCCUCCCGGCAAUAAACGCGCGUGCCAGUGUCCAGCAAUCUGUGUUUUGCCAUCGAUCACGGCAUUUGAUUUUGUUUUUCAGCGAGCAUUACAUUUUUUUAUAUUCAUAUUGGUUCGCUUAUAUCUCAUUAUCAAAUUCAGCACUGGCAGCGGCUCGUCCUUUUUAUUUUUGUUCUUGUUGAAUUUCUCACGUGAUAACUUCGUUUAUUUUACAUGUUUUAUUUAUGCUUUUUUGUUCCCGUAGUUAUUAUUACAAAUUGGAGAAAAUGCAACAUCUCUGACCUACCUUUAUCGAUAACACAUGAAAAAGCGAUAUAAAAAAUAAGAAGAAAAAUGAACAUAUUUUUAGGAAAAAUGAAGUUUUUCGGUUUGAUUUUUUAUAUAGGAAUCUAAAUUAUUCAAUGAGUUUAUAAACGCUUUUCCUGAAAAUAAAGAAGAAUUAAAAAAAAACAAAGAAGAUAGAGGAAAAAAAUCAUUAAGAACAAAUGAAUAAAAUAAAGAAAAAAGAAUGAAAACACACAAAAAAAAAAGGUUGAUGCUAGACACAACAAACAAAAAAAAGGAUAACGCUGUAGAGUUCGCGAAUCAAAUGAUCAAUCUUGAUAAACGGUUUUAUUCUUUGAUUAAGAUACUAGAGAAAGGCAUAACAGACAAACAAAAAGAGAAAGAACAGAGAACAACUAGAGCACGGCAUUGAGAAAUAGUGAUGUAGAAUUCGGUGAAAAAAUAGGUGAUUUAUAUGAAUUAUCAACGGGGAUGAAUAAUUUGAGGGGUAUGAUGUGGAAUGUGUGUAAGCAGAAUUCAUUCGCGAUGAGGAGAAGGUCUGCUGAAUUGGUGAAACAGGCAUCGACUUUCGGCCUGUUUCCCAUUGAAAUUUCUUUUUUGAUAUACCUCCACACUGCAAUCAAAUGCAUUUGAAGAGUGGGGAAGAACGAAAAGGGCACCUUUGACGAAAAUCACACAUGAAUUACUUAUUACCACAUUUUAUUAUCGUGUAAGAACAAUUACAAGAAAUAAUACUACACUUAAAAGAUUCGUGCAAACACUAGCAACCAUGUGGGCAACAAGGAAAUAACGUGAAAUGAUUUAAGCAGUAAUAACCACCACAGAAUCCCAAACAAGACCGAACCGAACGACACUGGAAAGAGGAAACCCAUAUUUAGCAGUUACAAGUAAGAGACAAAACAUGCAGAAGUGGAUAAAACUAGUGUUGUAAUGGAUUAAGGAAUAAACAAGUCGACAGCUUAAACAAAAGGUGUUUUGAUUAUUUGAUUCAGGUGUUACAAUGUUAGUAGGAAAUAUACUAAUAAAUGUGAUUACAAACAACAAAACCAAUAAGUGUG
Messenger RNA from Toxorhynchites rutilus septentrionalis, 12296 nucleotides. RefSeq names its product transcriptional activator protein Pur-beta (gene Pur-alpha). The coding region runs from base 1916 to 2740 and encodes 274 amino acids. Gene Ontology annotation, cellular component: nucleus. The transcript is spliced from 3 exons. The record is from RefSeq and is a predicted model, not a curated record. Gene Ontology annotation, molecular function: purine-rich negative regulatory element binding; DNA-binding transcription factor activity, RNA polymerase II-specific; RNA polymerase II transcription regulatory region sequence-specific DNA binding. NCBI's taxonomy places the organism in Eukaryota, Metazoa, Arthropoda, Insecta, Diptera, Culicidae. Gene Ontology annotation, biological process: regulation of transcription by RNA polymerase II.